GUCAUCCUCUUUGAAACAAGAACACAACAAUUUCCCUCAUGAAUACCCCCACCGACCAAGUUCCACCAGGCUGGACCAACGAACCUGCUCGCCUGAGAGGGCUUUUCUAUCCCGGCUCAGGAGAGAGCCAGAUGGCAAGAAGCUACGGGCUGACGGACUUCAACCCACUUCUUUUCAAUACUCCGGAUACAGGGGAAAUGGGCUAUAUACUUCAGUCGGGCGAGGAGUUCUAUUGGGGUGACCUCAUGAUCGAUUAUAUAUUCUUAAUCACAAAACCGAAGACGUUAGAGGAAUUCUGCAUACGCUUACCACGGAGGGAGAUAAAGGUUUGAAGACAAAGGAGCUGACACCGGUGGAAAUGGA
This is a messenger RNA of Aspergillus steynii IBT 23096, 363 nucleotides long. RefSeq lists its product as uncharacterized. The record is from RefSeq and is a predicted model, not a curated record. Lineage: Eukaryota; Fungi; Ascomycota; Eurotiomycetes; Eurotiales; Aspergillaceae. The coding region runs from base 39 to 332 and encodes 97 amino acids. The transcript has 2 exons.